This is a messenger RNA of Botrytis deweyae, 1713 nucleotides long. RefSeq lists its product as uncharacterized. Lineage: Eukaryota; Fungi; Ascomycota; Leotiomycetes; Helotiales; Sclerotiniaceae. The record is from RefSeq and is a predicted model, not a curated record. The transcript is spliced from 4 exons. Bases 209 to 1552 code for a protein of 447 amino acids. Gene Ontology annotation, molecular function: oxidoreductase activity, acting on NAD(P)H.
ACCUCGGUUUUGAUAGCGAUUGGCAAAUAAUGAACUUAAAUAUUGCGUGACAAUGUAUCCAUUAUUCCGAAUUCACAAGGAACCAGAACGAAAUUAGAAGAUGAUUCAAGUGAGACUGAAAUCGUCGAUAUACUCAACUUUGUCGAACUUUGAGCGAUUGGAUUGAGCAGGAAACAAUUCAACAAACUUCUAUUCUUCGAAAAAGAGAAUGACUUCAACCCAAACAUAUGUACCGGCAUCUGUCAAUCAGGCAAUAACACCCCCAAAGACUCCGGAAUCUUAUGGGUAUCAGAAGGUCUUUCACAAUUGGCCUGAACCAGAGAGUGAGCCCGAGGGUAUCUAUUUGCACCACGAGACAGAAGUUCCCCGCCAGGAAUCCGAUUCAAUUCAUAAUUCGAACCUAAACAAUGUGUCGCAUCAAGAAGUCUUACUCUUGCAUGGCGCAAAGCAAAGAUACACCCAUGCAGCAGAGCAACCGAUACCUUCCUUAAGUAAUGACAGAGAAAUGCUUGUUGCAGUGGAAGUUAUUGGUUUGAAUCCAAUCGACUGGAAAGCUCCCGACUUUGGCUUUGGACUGCCUUCUCUCCCCUGUAUAAGUGGCCGAGACUUUGCUGGAAAGGUGGUAAAAUCAACCCAAGUAAAUUCGAGAUUCAAACCUGGAGAUACUGUUAUGGGAAUUUCCACUGAUUAUCGAGAUUCUCGGAAAGCUGCGUAUCAACAAUAUGCAAUCGUUUCGGACUUCAAUGCUUGCAGGCUUCCAAGUACCGUAAGUCCAAUCAAUGCCGCACCACUUGGCGUUGCCUUUGUUGCCGCAGCUCUUGGGUUAGGUAUAUGUUUGGGAGUAAAUUUUGCCAAUGAUGAGGGUAAAAUUCAAGGGCCAGAUCUUUUCCAGGCAAUCCGAUCCAUAUCUAGAGAUUCCAUUCCACAUGAUGUGAGAGCAGAAUGCUUUGAUAGUAUCCGAGAAGAUGAGAGGCCCAAACCUGGGGACUGGAUAGCAAUUUGGGGAGGUUCAUCUGCUACUGGGUGUUGCGCAGUCCAACUUGCAAAACUGGCAGGACUUAGAGUUAUUGCAGUGAUAGACGUUGCCCGAAGUGGUGAACGUAUGUUGAAACAUGGUGCAGAUCUCUUGGUGGAUCGUUUUGACACUGAAAGGGCGAUAUCCAUCGUCAAAGGUAUCACAAAGGGAAAACUCCGCUUUGGACUUGAUACGAGAGGGAAAGAGAGUACAGCCCUUCUCGCACAAACCAUGCGUUCAGAGAAUGGACUUGAAGGGAAAAGAGCGCAUCUUGUUGGCUUGACCGGGUUGCCAAAGGAACCAACUCCAGGAGUGCUAUAUCAUUCGGUUCCCAUCAAGACAUUUCAUGAGGCACCGAAUAUCGGUGAAGGAUUGAUGAUUUGGUUGGAAAGACUAUUCGAGCAAAAUAGAAUAGCGACUCCUGAAAUUGAAGUCGCACAUGGUGGGUUACAAGGCAUAAAUGCAGCACUUGAUAGACUGAGGGAUGGUUCAGUAAAUGGUCCGAGAAUAGUUGUACCAUUAGGACUGAGAAGCUAAGAAGAUAAAUGUAUAUACACUCGAUGAGACAUUGAAAUGAAUAUGGAUAUGACGCGCCGACGAAUCAAAAAGUUUGUUGGACGCGGGACGUGUAGUGGUAGUUUUGAAAAAUAUUCAAGAUUAGAUUAGAUUAGAUACACCCAAUUUAAUAACGUGUUUCC